Messenger RNA from Trypanosoma conorhini, 4380 nucleotides. RefSeq names its product WD repeat-containing protein 96. Gene Ontology annotation, cellular component: axoneme. The record is from RefSeq and is a predicted model, not a curated record. The coding region runs from base 1 to 4380 and encodes 1459 amino acids. Lineage: Eukaryota; Euglenozoa; Kinetoplastea; Trypanosomatida; Trypanosomatidae. Gene Ontology annotation, biological process: cilium assembly. Gene Ontology annotation, molecular function: protein binding. The transcript has a single exon.
AUGUCAUCGAAUGCAUUUAUACUUGGAUUCAACUCCCCUGCCGCAGUGUGCCCCGUGAGCAACUCUCUUCUUGUUGGAGCUGGCGGAGGUGUUGUUGUUAGGCGUGGCGGAGAAUCGAAUCAGUGGGUGCCCGCUGAUGGCCGCUAUCCUGUGGACCAUCUGGCGUACUCGCCCUUGUCGCACUUGCUUUGUGUCACUGAGAAGAGGCUCAAUGUUGUCCUGCACGUGUUUAGGUUUCCCGAGCUGAGUCGCGUGCAGAAAGUGGAUGACUUUGCGAGAGUAGAGGUGCAGGACAUGCAGUUUUCACCAAAUGGGCAGAUGUUGGCCGUACUAAACUGCGUGCCAAACUGUUAUGUGACACUCUUCAUGGUCCAACGUGGACGGACGCUAGAGAAGUGCGUCUCUGUGACAUUGGCUGACAAAUUUUGGAAAUAUUUGGUAUUUCCUCCACAAAGAACGGACUGUGUGGCUGUGUGGGAUGCUGAGGAAGUUGCUCUUAUAAGUCAUUUGGUGUCAGACUCAGCUUCUCCCAAUGUCGUUUCCUUGGCCUCGAAUGACAGGGAAUUUUAUUCGUGCUGCUGGAGCACGUACGGUGUACUUUGUGGAUUAAAGCAGGGAUCCAUUCUCCUUUUUGAUGAGCUACAGAUGGAAAUGCGUGACUAUCUAACCUGCCCAGACAGCGGUGCGGUGACGUCCAUGCUUCACACGACUAACCUCCUUUUGGCAGGGACAGAGAACGGUGCAAUAUUUGGCUACAAGAUGGAUGAGAAGGCAGUGAACUUGCUUAUUCAGGUCGAGCACGUCGUGGAACGGCUGCUUCUCUCUGAAAGUGGAGAGGAUGCAGUAAUUGUUACCAGGGCUGAAAUUGCAAAGCUGAACCUCGACAAGGCGGAAUCUGCUGUCACCUCUCGGCGUGAUACAGGGAAUACGGUAAAGCUUCUGAACGUGGGUGACUACAUUGUACGGGUCUCAACGGAAGGUAGCUUAAUGCGAUAUGACAAAACGACAAAUGAUGUGCUUUACUUCACCACAGAAUUUGGUGAUAAGGCCGGAGAUGCCUGCGCCGUAGGAUCGGCCGUGAUUGUGGCGUAUCACAGUGGAUAUAUGCGUUGUUUCCUGGUUGGUGACGAAUUCACAUUUUCUUCUCAGAUAGCGCUGGGUGAGAUGCCGCUCACCGUGUGCGAAUCCGAUGGACUCUCCUCGUUGGCCGUAAGUGAUGGAGCUGCGGUUUACUUUGCUACCCUGCAUGACGGUGUUCUUCAAGCUCGUGCCUCCGUGGAUACUUUUACGGCUACGGUGAAAACCAUCCGCUGGAACCUUGGUGGCCACCCGUCGGUUUUGGCGGCUUGCACCAAUGGCGAGAUACACCUGCUUCAAGGCCUUGGCGCUGCGGAAGCUUCCUUGGAUAGUGUGGCAGUGGAGACGGUGUGGCGCCUAGAUUACCCUGCCCAUGACUUUCUCCCACUUUACCUUGACGAUGACGUGGUGAACGUUUUGGUGCAUUCGCUAGACAAGGACACCAAGCUCUACGUGCUGGAACGCCGGCGAGAGCGAGACAUCAAAUCGCUGCGUCCCUUAUUCCUGAUGCGCGAUCAUGAGGGCAGCGGUGGCUCUGUCCUGCAACGUUUUGGAGACACCGCUGUUGUCUCUGGUGGGGCUGAUGGCAAGGUGAUUGUAAGAGACAUCUCACAUUAUCUUUCACGGCUGACGCCUAUUCCACCUUCGAAGGAAAAGCGACGGCCGCGCGGGGAGUUCCCCAUAAGACACCUGGGUAAGGGAGGAAUCACUUCGUUGUGUGCCUGGAAUGACAAUCUUGGCUUUGUCUGUGGCGGUAACGACGAAGUGGUUCAUUUUAUCCCCUCCAGUAAGUCUAUGCAUUACUCAUGGACGGAGCCAGUAUGGCGCAAGGAGAAAUUGCCAGGUCCCUCAGACACUACGCAAACUUCAGAAGAAGCGUUCAAUGCAAUGGGCGAGCUAAACCAAUCCAGUGUGCAGUCGCGUUUGGCAGAGAUUAGGGGGCAAGUUCAGGAGUUGUUAAAGGAGAGAACUUCAGCUGUCCAGGUUGAGGACUUUUUGCUACCUCAGCAGCGAGAGUCGUUUAGAGCGGAGUGCGACUGGGCGAUACACAAGGCAAAGGAAGAGGAUUACUACCACUUGCUUCACAAUGAAUUCACGCAGUACACCAUUCGACGCGACUGCUGGGACACAAUGGAAGUGCAACGGUCGAAGAUUGUCAGCCUCAAUGACCUUGCGCUUGAAGUUCACAACUUUCAUCGCCGUAAGGCCGACCCGGAGGAAGCGAAACUGUUGAAAAAGUUGAAGUUUUUGAGGCUACUGCAAAAGAAAGAUGGUGACUACUUCACCUUUUCUCCCUUGCUGAAACAGCCUGGAACUGACCCUGCCCCGCUGCAGCACGCGGGCGACAUCGCCGACGACACUUCCGAGCUUCUCUAUGAUGCGAUGGACGUCUAUACAAAUUCACGUGCUGUUAUGCAAAUCUACUUGCUUCGUGGAAGGGCAUCCAAGUUGAAGCUGACGUUCAAUGCUCGCUUCGACAGUCUAUUCGAGCGUAAAAAACGAGAGUUGCAGCGUAUUGCGGAAAGGAAUGAUCGUUGCCGACGCAUCUUGCUGCAGCUUGGUGAAACCUCCGUCCCUGAGGAUUUCUUUUUCACCCCCGUCUUUGACGUUGAGGAGGACCCCAAGACAGUCUUUGAUGUCUUUGAUUCGGAAAUCGACCCCGAGUUACUCAAGCUUGCCAAAAAAGAUGACAACGACGCCUUUGUCAUCUCCCCGACAGAUGAAGCGGCGUUGAAGACGUGGAUGGAUGGCCUUGAGAAGGAUACCGAGGUCCUGGCCGUCAAGGUCGCCCUGCCUGCUUUUGCGGAUGAAACACUGGAGCAGUAUGUGGACCCCGAGGAUCGAACGGAGGAGCAGCAACGGGCGUAUGAAGAGUAUGAGAAGCAACUUGCAGAGCAGACGGCAUACGUGAAUGAGCGGAAGGAGGCGUUGCGUGCAGAGAUGGAAGAACUAAGGAAGAACAAUAGGGAAGCAGCAAAAGUGGUAGAUGACGAGAUUGCCUCGCUGAGGAGGCAGCGCAUGGAGGUGGCUGAGCUGGUGGAUGAGUUGGAGUCGCACCAAAUGAAUGCGCUUCGCAGGCUCUUUCUCCCCAUCACAAUCUUGAAUGAGCUCCUGCGCGUCAUGAAGGAAAAAGCAGAGCUCCAAGAACGUGUGAAACAGCUUGAGAGUCUUGAAUUAUAUAGGGAAAACUUAUUGGCUACGGAAGAGUCUCGAUUACAGCACUCCAUCGAGGAGGAAGAAGGCGUUGCCGUACGGAUGCGCGACUCUCCACCGUUUGAUGACAGCACCUGGGGGGAUAAGUUAUACCGACGCUUGACGAGGUGGCGCACCAGGUACGAGGAAGGCCAAGCGCAGGUCCCCCUGGUUGGGCAGAAUGACACGAUCCCUCUCCCCCUCUGGAAACUCUUCUGCGAAUGUUGCUCAGCCAUCGUUGUGGCAAAAAGUGCCGUGGCCCGUAACACCGCAACGGUUCAAACCUUUGCCGAGGCCUUGAAAGAGGUCGAAGUCGAACUGACGCGAGUCCGAGGGGAAUUGCAGGAAAAAGAGGCGGAGGAGGAAUCCUGUAAGCAGGGUGCCGUCCGCAAGCUUCUCAAUGUACAAAAUCUAUAUCGUUUGCGACAAGGCCAGGUGCAAGACGAAGAGGCCGUGCUAAACGCGGACUUUACCGAUUUCUCCUUUCGAAGGGCGAAGGAUGUUUUAGACCACAACGCCCUUAUCUUUGCAAGCUUUGAUGAGAUUUCCAGGCUUAUGGGCAACAUCUCGCGCCAACGACAGUCAAUGAAAAUGGCUGCCUGGGAAACCGAACGCCUGCUGUACUGCGUGGGGACGUUGGAGAUGGAGCUCCGCCAACUGCACACGCUGCGGGUGACACGGCAAAUGCAAGAAAUCAUUCACACCGGUGCGCUGGUCUCACGCGAGGAGGAGGUGGAAAAAUUGAACCGCCGAGUCGAGUACGUCCGGCAGGUGAUGUCAAAAAGAGUAGAAGAACGCAACAAGGUUAUUACGCGAUUACACAUGCAGAUCAACGAUAGGCAGUUGGAAAACACCCUAUUGGGUGACCAGGUUCAACGCAUCAAGAGUGUUGUGGAUGACAAAAAAGCAGUUUGGGACAUGCUGGGUGAGCACAACAACGACUCAACACGCCUUCAAGAACGAAUGAGGGAGCUGUACGAAAAUAGCGAAUUGGAGGAACUGGCACGCUGCCAACAGGAGGAACUCGUACGGUUAAAGCGCGAGGUUGAUCGUCUUCGAGAGCGCACUUUUCCGUCGUUUGCUGUUGUAUCAAAGAAGACAGUGUCGUGA